This is a messenger RNA of Olea europaea var. sylvestris, 738 nucleotides long. RefSeq names its product SUMO-activating enzyme subunit 1A-like. Lineage: Eukaryota; Viridiplantae; Streptophyta; Magnoliopsida; Lamiales; Oleaceae. Gene Ontology annotation, molecular function: SUMO activating enzyme activity. The coding region runs from base 163 to 738 and encodes 191 amino acids. The record is from RefSeq and is a predicted model, not a curated record. The transcript has 6 exons. Gene Ontology annotation, cellular component: SUMO activating enzyme complex; cytoplasm. Gene Ontology annotation, biological process: protein sumoylation.
GGGCACGACUUUAGUUAACUAAUAAAAUCGCUCACCCGUCAUUACCGCGCUCCGAGCUUCGUUUCCGUUUGGACGCCUUUCAUCUUUGACUUAGGUUUUCUCAGCGCUUUCUCUGAUCUCUCUAAGAGGAUCGACGGCGACGGAUUAACGUCGGAAUUAGGAAUGGACGGAGAGGAAUUGACGGAGCACGAAACCGCCCUUUAUGAUCGCCAAAUUCGUGUAUGGGGUGCCGAUGCUCAACGAAGGCUGAGCAAGUCCCAUGUACUUAUCAGUGGACUCAAAGGCACUGUUAUUGAGUUUUGCAAGAAUAUUGUGCUAGCAGGAGUAGGUAGUGUGACGUUGAUCGAUGAUCGUGUAGUGACUGAGGAUUUGUUGGCGGCUAAUUUUUUGAUUCCUCAUGAUGAGAAUGUGUAUGCUGGGAAAUCUCUUGCCGAGCUAUGUUGUGAUUCUUUGAAAGAUUUCAAUCCUAUGGUUCGUGUUUCUGUGCAGAAAGGUGAUUUGUCAAGCUUCAGUGUUGAUUUCUUUGAAAAGUUUGACGUUGUAGUUGUCAGUUCUUGCUCACUUUCAACAAAGAAAUUAGUCAAUGAAGAGUGUCGCAAAGCGUCAAAACGUAUUGCAUUUUAUACACAUUUCCAUUCGGAUUUCGUAGCAGAGGCUUUAAUCAGGCUUGUGCAGUUCGGUGUUUUUAGAAUCAACGAGAAACAUAAGAAUGGAGAUUUGAGAUUUUUAAAGAGGUAG